Molecule: messenger RNA, 1546 nt
Organism: Halteromyces radiatus
Lineage: Eukaryota; Fungi; Mucoromycota; Mucoromycetes; Mucorales; Cunninghamellaceae
Product: alginate lyase-domain-containing protein
Exons: 3
Coding region: 188-1399 (403 amino acids)
Cellular component (GO): periplasmic space
Molecular function (GO): lyase activity
Source: RefSeq, a predicted model, not a curated record
UGGUGAUGAUGGCUUUGGGGAAGAUAUCUCAAUAGAACCUACUCAUCCAUUGGAAAGCGUGAUACAAGCAUUACCUAUAGCAGCCUCGGCCCCUUUCGGUAUAUCGGAUGGUCCAUUCCAAUUCACUCUGUUGGAUCCGAAUGUCUUGGCAGAAAAUAAAGAACAUGUACAUGAUUUUGAUCGUGGUAUGCAACAUGCACUUUGGUACUUGAAAAAAGCAGCCAAUCGAUAUGUGGAAGAUGGCAGGAUCUUGACGGUGGUGGCGCCCCAUAAACCCGAAAAGGAUGUGCAUAACUAUGUUUCAUUGGCUCGUUAUUUUUGGCCAGAUCCUUCCAAACCUCAAGGCUUACCUUAUAUGCGUAUCGAUGGUAAAGUCAAUCCUGAAAUCAAUACUGCCCCCGACUAUAAAGUUUUUCGAGAAAUGGCAAAGCAAGUUCAGUAUUUAUCUUUAGCUUAUUUCUUUUUUGAUGAUGAAAAAUAUGCUGAGAAGGCUAUUCAACGUAUUCGACAAUGGUUUAUUGAUCCUGCCACCAGAAUGAAUCCUCAUCUUCAUUAUGCAUCUUUGAUUCGUGGACAUGAUCAGGGACGUGCCAAAGGUAUCAUUGACUUUAGUCCUCUUCCUGACGUCUUGGACAGCAUUGUCCUUUUACAACCAAGUACAUCCUGGAAACAAGGUAUGAGUGCAGACUUACGACAUUGGUUUACUCAAUAUUUGAAUUGGCUUACAACAAGUCCCAAUGGUAAAGAAGAAAGUGAAGCACAUAACAACCAUGGCACGUAUUAUGAUGUACAAAGAAUAGCAUUACAUGUAUUUUUGAAUGAAACUGAAACUGCACAAAAAGCCAGUAAGGAAGCAGCAGACAAACGAAUCAUCCGUCAACUACGUGCAGAUGGAGAACAAUUCCAAGAAACGGCACGACCUUUUAGUUGGUUUUACAGUAUCUACAACCUUCGAGGACUUUUCCAAAUCAGUCAUAUGGCCCAUCAUGUAGGUGUGGAUUUGUUUUCCUAUACUUCUCCAGAUCAAAAAAGUAUACGGCGUGCUCUAGAUUACCUUUUGCCUGCUGCCAUCGAUGAAUCUAAAUGGAAAUUUAACAAUACUGGUGGGUUUGAUGGUUCCAAAUAUCUGGUCCGACUCUUGGAAGAAGCUUAUGCUGUGUAUCAAGAUCAAGAUUAUCUCAAUGUCAGAUUAUCGAUUGCUGAUCGUUAUGCUCCUCGUUACAAUAUCUCUCGUUUGACUUCUCCUUGGCAGUAUUCUAGGAUGGAUGCUGAUAACUCUACUCUUCGCUUCAAUGAUAACACAUCCACCGCCACUUUCUCUUCUCCUACUUGGUUCUUAUCUUCUUCUCUUUGGAUAAUUUUAACUACUUUUUUAUUUAUACUCUUCCAAUUAUUAUGAUUAUUCUUUUUAGUAAAACCCCCCCCCCUUUUAUUUACUUUAUUCACUAUUUACAUUUAUAAUAAUAAUAAAAAGAACAAGCCAAUUGGAUUAUAUUUUUUUUAAAGUCCCCGCGUCAGCUACUUUUUUUUUUCCUUACCUUUUCUU